CAACCGCCAUUUUGCAGUGACUGUUGAUGAAGGGGAAACUGGAAGAACCGGUGAUUUCGGCCCCAAAACUCGACAUGAAAAUGGCUGCAGAAGUCGAGCGGACACUGAGCCCAGGUGCAGAUGGUGGUCGUCAGUUUGAUAUGGACGACUUUGACAUUUUGGAUGCCGAGCAGGGGGCCGACGCCCGCUCGCUGGAGCUGAAGGGCCACGUGGGGUUUGACAGUUUACCUGAUCAGCUGGUGAACAAGUCCGUGUCUGGGGGCUUCUGUUUCAACAUUCUGUGUGUGGGUGAAACUGGAGUGGGAAAGUCUACUCUGAUGGACACCUUGUUUAACACCCAGUUUGAAGAUGAGCCGGCAGCCCAUGAUGUACCAGGAGUGCACCUCAAGUCUAAAACAUAUGAGCUUCAAGAAAGCAACGUGAGACUGAAACUGAACAUCGUUUACACUGUCGGCUUUGGGGACCAGAUCAACAAGGAAGACAGUUACAAGCCUAUAGUAGAGUACAUAGACCAACAGUUUGAGAACUACCUCCAGGAGGAGUUAAAGAUCAAGCGAGGACUGCACAUGUACCAUGACACACGUGUACACGCCUGCCUCUACUUCAUCACACCCACUGGACACUCGUUAAAAUCCUUGGACUUGGUCACAAUGAAGAAACUUGACUCAAAGGUGAACAUCAUCCCCAUCAUAGCAAAGGCAGACACGAUAUCCAAGAAUGAGCUGCACAAGUUCAAGAUCAAGAUCAUGAGUGAGUUAGUGAGCAACGGAGUCCAGAUCUACCAGUUCCCCACAGACGAUGAGACAGUGGCUGAGCUCAACGCUACCAUGAAUGGCCACUUGCCAUUUGCAGUUGUUGGGAGUACAGAUGAAGUGAAGGUGGGAAACAAGAUGGUGAGAGCACGGGUGUACCCAUGGGGUACUGUGCAAGUGGAGAACGAGAACCACUGUGACUUUGUGAAGUUGCGAGAGAUGCUGGUCCGAACCAACAUGGAGGACCUACGGGAGACGACGCACACGCGUCACUACGAGCUGUUCCGCCGGUGUCGUCUGGAGGAGAUGGGGUUUGUGGACGACGACUCGGAUAACAAGCCAUUCAGCCUACAUGAGACAUACGAGGCCAAGCGUGUGGAACACCUGAAUGAGCUGCAGAGGAAGGAAGAGGAGAUGAGACAGAUGUUCGUGGUCAGGGUCAAGGAGAAGGAGGGAGAACUGAAGGAGGCUGAGAAAGAACUCCAUGCCAAGUUCGACCAGCUGAAGCGGCAACACUCGGACGAGAAGAAGAAGCUGGAGGAGAAGAAGAAGAUGCUUGAGGAGGAGAUCAACCUGUUCAACAAGAAGAAACAGGCGGCCAUGGCAGCGCAGCAGCAAGCCCAGCAGGCUGCCGCCUCUGCCACGCAGACCAUCCCCAAGGCACACAAGAAAAACAUGCUACCUUGGUAACGAAGGAUCAAACACAUUGCAUGAUCUCGGCCGCAACGCCCCACAUCGCGUGUCUGGCGGCUGGUUGGCUGCUGGGUGUUCCCCCCGACGGACAGUCUGCCCGGUACCCCGGACUGGAGACAUCCAGCCUCUUCGGACGUCCACAGAAGAAACGCGCUCCAGAAUCUAUUUCCGUCGUAUUAGAGUAGGUACAGUGUACACCAGGGGACAUUUUUUCCUUUGCAAACCAAUGAAACCUACACUAGUGUCCCUCUAUUGUAGGAGUUUCUUUCUAGAAACCUUCUUUUGUGAGCCAGCAGCCAUGUUGUGUAAAAUCCUAUGUUGUGGCAGCUACAAUGCACUUUGAACUCCAAAAUAAGAAACAUAGACGCAAGAUGGCAACUAGAAGACAUUUCUAUCCGUGGAAACAUAUCGAAUUAUUUCUUCAGUGUUGACUUUCCUGCUGUUUUGUCAACUUUUGUCUUAUGGGUUUUUUUUCCUACUUGUAACAAAAUGGCCCCUCUUGUACACUGGUUACUGCUAAAAACUGAGACCAUGGCUUUUAUAACUAUAAUCUAAUAUUAUAAUAGCAUAAUAUUAACGAGACUCUUCAAGGAGGUUAUAUGAUUGGUUAUGGCAUCUUUGCACUGUGCAAUAUUUAAACUGAAUGAUGUAGUGUAUAAACCUGAUACAAACAGUACGUUUUAUGUAUAUCUAACAGCAAUGGUGUUAUUUGUUUUUAUUUCUAAUGCAAAAAUGUAGACUCAUGGGCAGAACCUUAGCAUAAAACAUCAUGUCUUUGGCUGCAUCUUGUAGAUAGCUUUGAUUGUCACAUUUCUUCAGCAUCCCAGCAAGAAAGAUGAUAAACAACACUUAUAUAGAACUGCUGUAACAAACAUAUGCACUAGUUUAACACAUGUAUGUACUGGUAUAAAUAUAGAUGGGUACUCAAAAAGUGAUGUAUUUUGACAAAUUUUAGGAAUUUUUGUCUCUACAUUUCCUUACGUUUUGACUAGAAUAAUCAAAUGUUUUUGCAUGAAUGAAUCGAAGAAUCAGUACAAAUAAUUUUGAUUGACGCAAUGUACUUUUCAGUAAACCUCUUGGAGACCUGGAGACUUUCUUUACAAUUUUUUGCCUUAUCCCCAUACAAUUUUUGUGUUAAAGUUUUUUUUUUAUAGGAAUUUUUCCAAUUCUGUUAUUUUCUCCUACAACAUGUAGAUUUGGAGUGACUCCAGAGAAGUUUUGAAUCUCUCGCAUAUGUCAGCAUAGCAUGUCAUCAAUACUUGGCCAACUUAUUGAAUUCCCAUUCUAUCUACCAUGUUAAGAUUUAGUAAUAGUAUAAUACACACAGGAGAUGGGGCAUAGGUGUCUUUGUGGAAAGGUAUCGAGACAGACAAUUGCAAACAAAAAUACACACGUAAUGUUCUAUGUAUGAAAAAUAGGGUACAAGCCAUCAUAGCAAUGUGAGAACAGUAAACCAAUAAGCCAUCACAGUGAGUACAAAUAUGUAUGUGGUAAAACGUUUCUACAAAUAUUCGCUUUUAGAUAAAAGAAACGAAUAAUCUUGCAUAUACCAUGGAUAACUUUUGUACUUGUAAAAUAAUAAUGGAAGCUUGGGGGGUGUACAUUGGAAAAGGUACUGUAGAGUUAGAUCUGCUGUGUAGUACCACAAGUUUUAACAAUAGCGAAGAACUGGAAAUGGAUAUAGUAAGCCUAAAACUGGCUGCUGACAUAGAAAAUGUGCCGUAUUGUCGCAAAACUGAUGUGCAGGAUUCAGUGGACCUGGAUGCUGUUCAUAUGAGGGGUUGUUUCAUUGUUGUCACAUAAGCUUAGAUUUCUCUGGACCAUCUGAUAUGA
Messenger RNA from Branchiostoma belcheri (Belcher's lancelet), 3278 nucleotides. Its product is annotated as septin-11-like. The transcript is spliced from 16 exons. NCBI's taxonomy places the organism in Eukaryota, Metazoa, Chordata, Leptocardii, Amphioxiformes, Branchiostomatidae. The record is from RefSeq and is a predicted model, not a curated record. Gene Ontology annotation, molecular function: GTPase activity; GTP binding; molecular adaptor activity. Gene Ontology annotation, biological process: cytoskeleton-dependent cytokinesis. Gene Ontology annotation, cellular component: cell division site; septin complex; septin ring. The coding region runs from base 27 to 1442 and encodes 471 amino acids.